Molecule: messenger RNA, 1182 nt
Organism: Acaulospora morrowiae
Lineage: Eukaryota; Fungi; Glomeromycota; Glomeromycetes; Diversisporales; Acaulosporaceae
Source: the annotation of a GenBank genome assembly
AUGUCAACUACCAUGGAGUCACCUAUAACAUCGUUUAAAGCAAUGUCUAGUUCAGUUCACGGCUCAGAAACUAGUUUAUCCCUUCGCAAUGUUGGACCCUCAACUAUAGAUCCUCCUCAAUUUAUCUCGGAUUAUUAUACAGAACGGGACCCAUUUUAUUUGGAACCAAAACGUAAGUCGGAGGACGAGAUAAAAUUGAAGAAUAAAAAAAUCCAGGAAUUCUAUAGAGAUCAAAAUGAUCUUAUAGACGAACUACUAAGUCCAAUUGAUAAAAAACUAACCCUGAAGGAAUUGGCCAAUAAUUUGCUGAGGGCGAAGAUUGCCGUUAAUGGUUCAUUAGUUGUGAACAUUUUUUUAUUUGGGCUACAACUAUUUUCUGCAAUUUCAUCUGGAUCACUUUCUCUCUUUGCAACAAUGGCCGAUUCUUUUAUGGAUUUAUUGUCAAAUGGCAUCCUAUUUGUUACGGGAAGGGUAUCCCAUGGUAAAAAUUUGAUAAAAUAUCCUACUGGUAUGGCGCGCAUGGAAACGGCGGGUAGUAUCGUUUUUUCGACGUUAAUGUCAACAUUGUCAAUUCAACUUAUUAUAGAGGCUAUUAAGACCUUGAUUAACAAAGGUCAUGAUGCGGAAGUUCAUAUACUUUCAAUAAUAUGUAUUUUGGUCGCGAUAGUUUCCAAGUCGAUAUUGCUGUUUUAUUGCUGGAGUCAACGUCAAUUUCCUUCUGCACGCAUUCUUGCACAAGAUCAUAGAAAUGAUAUAGUUAUCAAUACGUUUGGCCUUAUAAUGUAUUUACUUAGUGCACGUAUAGUAUGGUGGAUAGAUCCUGCUGGUGCUAUUCUAAUCGCUCUGUGCAUCUUAAGAAGUUGGGGAAUCACUGCCUACGAGCAAAUCAAGUUGAUUGUUGGAAAAAGUGCUGACACAACUUUCUUGCGGAGAGCGACAUAUAUUGCGAUGACACAUCACCCUAAAGUUCUUCAAGUUGAUACAUGCCGAGCUUAUCAUGCAGGUAACAACCUUUUUGUAGAAGUAGACAUUGUCAUGGACAAAAAUACUCCACUUUGGGAAAGUCACGAUAUCGGUGAAAGUCUUCAAAUUAAAUUGGAGAAAUUGGAGAAUGUGGAAAGAGCAUUUGUACAUGUUGAUUAUGAAACUAGUCAUAAGCCUGAACACCAAAAAGAGGAAUGA